Molecule: messenger RNA, 972 nt
Organism: Echinops telfairi (small Madagascar hedgehog)
Lineage: Eukaryota; Metazoa; Chordata; Mammalia; Afrosoricida; Tenrecidae
Product: beta-1,3-galactosyltransferase 5-like
Exons: 1
Coding region: 1-972 (323 amino acids)
Cellular component (GO): membrane
Molecular function (GO): N-acetyl-beta-D-glucosaminide beta-(1,3)-galactosyltransferase activity
Source: RefSeq, a predicted model, not a curated record
AUGGCUUGCUUGAAGAUGAGAUGUAUAUUUAUUUUCCUUCUGGUUCUUGGGGCCAUUUGCUUAUAUUUCAGCAUGAACAAUCUAACUCCUUUAAAAGAAGAGAAGUUUGUUUUCAAGAAAGAGAGUGGGGUCUUCCUCCAGCUCCCGGAAAUAGACUGCAGGCAGAACCCUCCCUUCCUUGUCCUGCUGGUGACUUCCUCCCACAGACAGGCGCCCGCUCGCAUGGCCAUCAGGCAGACGUGGGGGAGAGCAAACGUCGUGGAAGGAAGACAGAUAAAGACCUUCUUCCUCCUGGGAGCCACAGCCACACAGCACGACAUGACAGCGGUGUCUCAGGAAGGCCAGCGACAUGGAGACAUUAUCCAGAAGGACUUUGUGGACGUCUAUGCCAAUUUGACCCUAAAGACCAUGAUGGGCAUGGAGUGGGUCCACCACUUCUGCCCUCAGGCUGCCUUUGUGAUGAAGACAGACUCGGACAUGUUUGUGAACGUCUACUACCUGACCCAACUACUUCUAAAGAAAAACCGAACAACUAGGUUUUUCACUGGCUUUGAUAUAACGAAUGGCCUUCCAAUUAGGGAUAAGUCCAGUAAGUGGUUUGUCAGUAAAGAUGAGUACCCCUGGGACAGGUACCCGCCUUUUUGCUCUGGCACGGGCUAUGUGUUCUCUAGUGAUGUUGCAAGCCAGGUGUAUGAUGUUUCUGAGAGCGUCCCUUUCAUUAAAUUAGAAGAUGUGUUCGUGGGGCUCUGCCUGGCCAAGUUGAACAUCAACCUGGAGGAGCUUCACUCAGAGCAGACAUUUUUCCCAUGGAGGUUGUCCUUUUCCAUUUGUCGCUUUCACAAAAUUGUGACCUGCCAUUUCAUUGCGCCUCCUGAACUGCUGGUCUACUGGCAUGCUCUGGAGAGUUCCCUGGGGAAAAAGUGCCCAAUCAUCUUACAAAAUCCUAAGGGUAAAAAGUCAGGCACCCCAUAG